AUGCCUGUAUAUCAUUCUCGUUUCAAUGACUGCCAAGAGAUGAUUGGGAAUAUGGCCUUAUUGCCAAUAAAAACUACAUUUAAAGGACCAGCAAUGAAAUUGGAUAUUAAUUCAGAUGAAGUCGACAUUAUUGAUGAAGCAUUACUAUAUUUUAAGCCAAAUAUAUUUUUUAGAGAAUUUGAAAUUAAAGGCUCUGGGGAUAGAACCUUGAUAUACUUAAUUCUUUACAUUUCUGAAUGUCUUAGAAAAAUACUUAAAUGUACUGAUAGAAUACAAGCUCAAAAGGAUUUAAAUAUGUUAUCUUUAAAUCAAAAAAUUCCGAUUCCAGGUGAUACAGAUUUUCCUCUUAAUGGAAUGUAUAAAGCACCAUCAACAAAACUAGAAUCUGAAAAUAUGAGAAUGUAUCUUCAGCAACUUCGUCAAGAGAUUAGUCAGAGACUUCUUGAAAAAGUUUAUUCUAACAAUGGAGCUGCUUUGAAGUGGUGGUUGUGUUUUAGUAAGAAGAGGUUUCUUGAGAAAUCACUUAUUCGUCCAGGUGUUGUUUUUUAA
Messenger RNA from Strongyloides ratti, 549 nucleotides. RefSeq names its product Actin-related protein 2/3 complex subunit 3. The transcript has 2 exons. Gene Ontology annotation, molecular function: actin filament binding. The record is from RefSeq and is a predicted model, not a curated record. Lineage: Eukaryota; Metazoa; Nematoda; Chromadorea; Rhabditida; Strongyloididae. Bases 1 to 549 code for a protein of 182 amino acids. Gene Ontology annotation, biological process: Arp2/3 complex-mediated actin nucleation; regulation of actin filament polymerization. Gene Ontology annotation, cellular component: Arp2/3 protein complex; cytoskeleton.